GGAAAAUAGGAAGCAAAUAUGGGGCAUAGCCGGCCGAGUCAACUCGCCAGGACCUUACUGAGUCGUGAAGCCGAGCCCAAAUAUCCCCCACCAAAAAACAAAAACAGAGAAAAAUUUCGCGCACACACACCACACACAAACAUGUGUGAAAAAAAUGGAGAAGAAAUUGGGAGUCUUCUUUACUUCUAUAGUAACCCCAUUCCCAUAUCAACACCAGCGCCACACCCCCCCUCUCUCUCUCUAUCCUCUCUAACCCUAAUACAAACAUCCAAACACCCCUUUACUCCCCUCUCUCUUUCUCUCUCUACGAUUCGCGCGCUUUUGCGUAUCCAUCUGCUUCGCCGACUCCUUUAUCUAUUUCUGCCCUCGAAAUUAUACGCCUCCUAUUUAUCCUCUUCGACUCUUCGUUGCUUUGCCUUCUCCCCUUGGAGACUUGAUCCGCUGAGGGGUUUGUAUACUUCAACCUGAUCUGGAUCAUAAUUGGAACGUGUAACACUGUUUAAAUUGCAAUCAAGAAUCUCGUUAAAUGGAUCAAUCUAGGGGCCCUCCAAUGAAGGGUGCGGGGACUUCUAUAAAAAAGAGGAGAAGCCAAACAUCUCGUCGGCCUAGACCUGAAGGGCAGCCACACUCUGAUCAGUCUCCUCUGUCGGUGGUACCAGUUUCAGAUGAUAUGAGUAAGACUUCUAGUGAUGAGAACAUCGAAGACGAAAACUCUGGGGGGAAAAUGUUCAAUUUGAGUCAGUGUGUGUCAAGGUCCUUACCUGUUGGUGAAUCAAAUGGUACCGUAAGUAAUGGUACGUGUGAUGUAGCAGGAAGUGAAAAUAGACCAAAAAAAGUUAAGCUGAAGGUUGGUGGCGUGACACGCACACUUCAGACUAAAUCUAGUUCUAACGGAGAAUCAGGCAGUGGGUCUACGGCAAAAGCCAGUCAAUCCUCUGAUAAUGGUCGUCCACGACAGAGGCUGAUCCCACAGGAAAGUUCUGAUGAAUAUCAUUCCCCUCCUCUCAAGAAAGGCACCUUGAAAGGCGUCCCUUGGAAAGAUUUCUCGAAAAGUAGUUUCACUUUUGGAAGGGAGGAGAUGGGGAGGUCAUCAACAAAAAAUUCUAAUGAGAAGCAUGGAGAUAAAUCUGAUACAGUUCGUAAGAGCAGGAGGGUUCCUAAGAAACGAGUUUUGAUUGGGGAAUUUGAUGAAGAUGAUGAGAUAAGGUACCUGGAGAAACUGAAGAUUUCAAGGAUGUCUGGAUAUAAGGAUUUGGAGACACAGUCAACCAGAAAAUCGCAGAAGGGUGUGAAAAAUGAAAAUACAGAAGAUGUUGGAAGGCGAGAUUCCAGAAAACCCAGAUCUGGAGACACAGAUUAUGAAAAGGAAGAUGAACUUUCCUCUGAUGGCAAUGGUGAAGGGAAGACGAAGAAAAAACGAAAGAGGGAUGUGGCAGAGUUUCCAUUAGAAAACAAGAGGGAGAUAGCUCUGACCACUCGUCAACGAGCCCUUCUAAGCAAGGAUGCCCCAGAGGCAGGUGCAAGUCAGAUUGAGUUCCCAAACGGGUUACCACCGGCUGCACCUCGAAAACAAAAGGAGAAAUUAACGGAAGUGGAGCAACAACUGAAGAAGGUGGAGGCUGCUCAGAGGCGUAGGUUGCAGAACGAGAAAGCUGCUCGUGAAUCUGAGGCAGAGGCGAUCAGAAAAAUACUCGGUCAAGAUUCCAGUAGGAAGAAAAGGGAAGAGAAGGUGAAGAAGCGCCAGGAAGAACUGGCACAGGGGAAGGCGACAAAUGCUCAAAUGCUUAUUUCAAACACCAUUAGGACAGUCAUGGGACCUACGGGGACUACUGUCACAUUCCCUCAAGACUUGGGCUUGCCCAAAUUUUUUGAAUCCAACACUUGCAGCUACCCUCCUCCGAGGGAGAAAUGUGCUGGCCCGUCUUGUACCAAUGCCUACAAGUACCGCGAUUCAAAGUCGAAGCUUCCUCUUUGCAGUCUGCAAUGCUACAAGCUUGUUAAUGAAGCGAUGCACACUGAGAAGGCUUGCUGAAAUUGUGGCUUUCUUUCGAGUAUUUCCUGAAUUUGAUGACGCUGAAGGGAUUGGAUGUGGGGCAAUUCCUCUCUUUCUCUCUCUCCAAGUUUCCUUUCUCAAAUGUAGAAAGAAGUAAAUAAUAGGCUCGGUGAUUGUCCAUGUCAAAGAUUUUGCGGGAACCGUUCAUUUGAUCAGUCGGAAAUCAUUAAGUUUAAAUCAAACUUCUAAUUUGUAGAGUUAAUGUGUUUUUGUUCUUUAACUUUAGCAUUUUUUUUUAUAAUAAAUGGCUUCUGAGUUUUGUUUUC
Messenger RNA from Salvia splendens (bonfire salvia), 2319 nucleotides. RefSeq lists its product as uncharacterized. The record is from RefSeq and is a predicted model, not a curated record. The coding region runs from base 527 to 2032 and encodes 501 amino acids. The transcript has 7 exons. Lineage: Eukaryota; Viridiplantae; Streptophyta; Magnoliopsida; Lamiales; Lamiaceae. Gene Ontology annotation, cellular component: Ino80 complex. Gene Ontology annotation, biological process: chromatin remodeling.